AUGAAAGUUAGUCAUGUGAAUACUAUUGUAACAGCGACUGAAAAUGGUGGCAAUUUCGGUGAUAGGUCAACAUGGGUAAACGGUUUAGUACCAGGCAGUGGUUGUAUUGUCGUUAUUCCAUUUGGUUCGAUUGUAACCUUUACUGUUGCUGGGCUAAAUGUAAAGGUCCUCCGAUUCAUUAUUGAGGGAACCUUGGUUUUCCCGGCCUCGUUCACAUUCAGUUUUUCGAUUAGCAUUAUUCUUUAUGGAAUAUGUAGGGGCAGCACAACAUUAACAUUUGGCACUAAUUCGGCGUUGUACAUCUAUUCCGGUGGUUCAUUUCAAGGAUCAACAAUUAACUGUUUAACAAACCAGUAUUCGAUUGGUACACGAAAUGGACCAUUUACUGUGACGAUCGAUACGUCGGGUAAAAUAGCGUCAUAUAAAAUUGCUGAAAGUGGACAGUUUGACUCGCCACAAAGUUGGUGCGGUGGUUACUUACCAACACCAAGUGCCUGUCCCGUUUGCGAUUUAAUGAUACCCCCCGCAUUUACACUCAACACGGGUAGUUUAACUACGCUCUUAAUUAAUUUUGGUAAUAUGUAUAUUUUUGGUGGUUUUACGGUUGGUGUGUCGGGUGUAGCAUUCCGAUUCUCAUCUGCAUGUUCAUUUUAUGUUCAUGAGACCGGAAUAUUUCAGGACGGCACGAAUGGGCUGGGAUUGUAUUUCUUUUUCAAAUCAUAUAUAAUUUUAUCACCGGGAGGCAAAUUAUCAAAGACAACGAUUUAUACGUACGGAACGAACGGUGCUGCGGGAGUCACCGAACAAUACACGUCAGAUAGCAUCGGUCCAUUUUCAUAUGAAAUUUCUGCCAGUGGAACAAUCACAACUUAUAACUCUGUUAUCACAGUAUCGACUACGCCAGCACAGCCAGGACAAGUGUCAUCAUCGACUACUAACCAGUGCUUUGCAUUAUCAACACCAUGUUCUACAGGUGAUCAAUGUUGUAGUGGACAAUGCGAACAAGCAUGUAAUCAUGACGAAGAAGGAAGUUGUCCAAAAACUUGUCAAAUUACAAGCACUAAAGGUACUUCAGAGACACGAUUUACAAUCUUCAUUUUAUAG
This is a messenger RNA of Didymodactylos carnosus, 1104 nucleotides long. NCBI's taxonomy places the organism in Eukaryota, Metazoa, Rotifera, Eurotatoria, Philodinida, Philodinidae. The record is from the annotation of a GenBank genome assembly.